CACAGCCAGUCUGUUUGUCAUAAUUGUCAUAAUUGUUUAUGGCUCAUAACUGUCCGGGCUUCGAGUUUACUGAGAGUAGGUGAUCGUGAUCAGACGCAGAUGGACACUGUGUUUUGCGCAGCUCACUUGCCUUCUGAACACCACACAGUUUCUCUUCCUUUGUCGUCUGGGUUUUGAAGUGUUCGCAGAUCUGGGUGUUGCUGACUAAACAAACGGAGAGUGGAGUAAGGCUGCUGUCAGACUGGAGAGCAGAGAGACGCAUCUAGGGUGCUGCGCUUGGAUACAGAAGAUCAACGCGGAUAAACGUGUUUGAGGAUGGAGGAGGAAGCGCCAGUCAAGUCGUCAGUAGCUCAGCUGGCUGGAAAACUCAAAGGUUAUGCGCUGCCAAUGCCAGGAAACUUGGAGGUGAUAUCUAUGAGAAGACCCCCAUGUUCUAUCAUGAUAAACGACCAAAAAGAUGAAGAACAUGAAGAGAAGUCGCCUGUCUGUCCUCAUCCUCCUAAGAUGAAGAUAAAGAGUUCACCCCUCAUUGAAAAACUACAGGCCAAUCUUGCCCUCUCUCCAACUGUCCUGCUCUCCCCACCCAAAAGUCCAGAGUCCAAACAGCCGCCCACUGCCUUCAGUCCCAUCAGCCCCUGCAGCUCCACCCUGCAGCCCACUCAGCUGUCAUGUGAAGAUGAGGCUCCAGUUAGCUUCGAGCAGCCGGUUGAGGGUACUCCACUGCUCAGCAUCAACAAGAGUCGAGCUAGGCUGUCUUUUAAGAGACGGCUGCCCACACGACAACACAGGAAGUCAGCAUGUGAGGAGACAAAAUGGAAUGAUGGAAACGAAUCUCCGUGUGAACCAGAUAGUCAACAGCAGAAUGGAGAGGAAAGGGAAUUGAUUGGUGGGCCUUCGCAGAAGGAUACAGAAGAUAAAAUAGACUCUGCUCAACCCACCAAUGGCCCACAACAGGAUAAAGACAGGACAGAGCACAGAGAUGUACCCCAAGAAAAUGAGCCGACCCAAGUAGUCCAUAUAGAAAAUAAAGCUGAAGGAACUGAAGGAGGAAAUGAACCUUCUGACUGUAAACAGGCCCAAAAAGAAGAGAAGGAGGAGACAGAAGAGCACAGGACAGAAGUGAAAGAGGACAAGGAAGUGCUGGAUGCAGAGAACAACCCAGAAUAGAAGUAAAAGGGUAAUGGCCAUCAAAUGUUUUUUUUUUUUUUUUGCCAAUAAGCAUUGAUUUAGCAACCUAGAAUAGUGAGAAGAUUAUUGCAGACAACAGUUGAAUUAUUGGAGUUUCUAACAAACUCUUAGGUCAACUAAUUUAAAACAGACUCCAUUAUAGAUAAAGAGGGACAAUGUUUGAAAGCCAGAAUUGAACCUCUUUUAAAACUGUGGAUUUAUGGACUUAACUUUGCUAGAGCAAAUAUUACACAAAGGGUUAUAUGUUAUCAACACACUCAUUUGUAACUAUUUUAUGUUUUGGA
This is a messenger RNA of Carassius carassius (crucian carp), 1472 nucleotides long. Its product is annotated as capZ-interacting protein-like. The transcript is spliced from 6 exons. The record is from RefSeq and is a predicted model, not a curated record. Bases 316 to 1167 code for a protein of 283 amino acids. NCBI's taxonomy places the organism in Eukaryota, Metazoa, Chordata, Actinopteri, Cypriniformes, Cyprinidae.